GUACUUCCGGGUUAUCGGGAUAUGGAUCGCAUUUUAAUGCAAACAAUUAUUAGAUACAGAUACCUGAUUAUCAGACGCUUUCGCUUAAUUUAAACACAACAAACAUGGGGAAGAAGCAUAAAAAGCACAAGCCGGAGUGGAGAACAGUCGAUGACUGUGAGGACAAGCCUUUUGAGAAGCAGCUGAAGCUGGUGCUCAAAGUGGGAGGAAGUGAGAUCACAGAACUCUCAGGCUCCGGCCAUGACUCCAGUUACUACGACGACAGGUCAGACCAUGAACGAGAGCGCCACAAGGACAAAAAGAAGAAGAAGAAGAAAAAGUCUGAGAAGGAGAAAGACAAACACGUAGAUGAUGAGGAGAGGAGAAGACGGAAGGAAGAGAAGAGGAAGAAGAGAGAGCGGGAGCAGAAUGAAUCAGAGGCUGCUACUGCCUCUGCCAGUGGUGUGGGCCUGCCCACUGUUGUGCCCAGUCACACUGGUGUGGCAGUCGAGCCUUUCAUGCUGCCAAAGAUACCAAACAUUGCUAUUAGUUUUGAGCAGCAGGAGGAGAAGAAGAGGAAGAGGGAGAGGUCUGAGAUGGAGCCGGAGGUGAUGGACCAGUUUCACCCCAACAUCAAGGUAGAGGUGGAGCAACAAGGAGACCGGCCUGUCAGGGCUUGCAGGACAGCCCCGGAGAGUGAGUGCACCCCUCGACAGCAGCUCCUGGAACACUUCCUGCGCCAGCUUCAGAGGAAGGAUGCCCAUGGGUUCUUCACUUUCCCAGUGACAGAUGCCAUCGCUCCAGGUUACUCUGUGAUAAUCAAACACCCCAUGGAUUUCAGCACCAUGAACGACAAGAUCACAGACAACGAGUACAAAACCGUCACGGAGUUCAAGGCGGACUUCAAGCUGAUGUGUGAUAAUGCCAUGGUGUAUAACCGCCCAGAGACCGUCUACUACAAGGCUGCCAAGAAACUGCUGCACACUGGCUUCAAGAUGAUGAGCAAAGAACGGCUGUUAGCACUGAAGCGUAGCAUGUCUUUCAUGCAGGACAUGGAUUUCUCUCAGCAGGCGGCCAUUUUAGGGGACGAGGACUUGGCGUCUGAGGAGCCCCCUCCGGAGGUCAUCUCCAUGCCCGUGGAGUCGGCGUCGGCCAAGAAAUCCAAGAAACCCAAAGACAUCAAAGAUAUGAAGGAAGUCAUCAGCAGUUACCUGUAUGAGCCAGAGGGGAACGCCUGCAGCCUGACUGACAGCACAGCGGAGGAACACGUUCUGGCCCUGGUGGAGCACGCUGCAGAUGAAGCACACGACCGCAUCAACCGAUACAUGCCCAACUCCAAGAUGGGUUACCUGAGGAAAGAGCCUGAUGGUAAUCUGUUGUACACUGUAGUGAAUCAGCUGAAUCCAGAAGCAAAAGAGGAGGAGACCCACCCUGUGGACCUGAGCUCUCUGUCCAAUAAGCUCCUUCCUGGAUUAACAACACUGGGUUUCAAAGAUGACAGGAGACACAAGGUGACGUUCCUGAGCAGUACCUACAACACCCAGACCCUGCAGAACAACUCCAUCUACCCAGACCUGCUGCCUGAUGAGAUGGACCUGCUCUACUCAGCCUACGGGGAUGAGACUGGGGUGCAGUGUGCUCUCAGUAUUCAGGAGUUUGUUAAAGGUUGUGGGAACGUUACUAAGCGUUUGGUUGACGGUCUGCUGGAUAAGAUGACUGCAGGGGACCACUCUAAGGCUGUCUACCAGAUCAGACAGAAAAGAAACAUGACGUUACCGGACGAACCCAAGAGCAACAUUUACGAUAUGCAGAUGGCUGAUGGGACAGGUCUGGGAGAGGGCAGCUCAGUGCUGGACUUCAUGUCCAUGAAGAGCUACUCUGACAUGUCUCUGGAGAUGUCCAUGCUCAACUCUUUAGGGAAGUCAGUGAAGAAGGAGCCGGGGCAUGAAGACGGGGUCAGCCAGCAGCACUUUGAGGAGGCAGCCAAGCUGCUGCAGGAGUUCCAGGAGGGCCAGGUGGAGAGGGGAGGCUCCAGACCCUCCUCUAACCUCUCCUCCCUGUCAGGGACCUCCGACAGGGACCAGCACCACCUGGGGAGUCCCUCACACCUGGGUGUUGGUGACCAGUCUGAGAUGGUUCAUGACCCCUAUGAGUUCCUCCAGUCCCCAGAGCCAGGCUCCACAUCCAACAGCUGACCUAUGAGUUCCUCCAGUCUCCAGAGCCAGGCUCCACAUCCAACAUCUGACCUAUGAGUUCCUCCAGGCUCCACAUCCAACAGCUGACCUAUGAGUUCCUCCAGUCUCCAGAGCCAGGCUCCAAAUCCAACAGCUGACCUAUGAGUUCCUCCAGUCCCCAGAGCCAGGCUCCACAUCCAACAGCUGACCUAUGAGUUCCUCCAGUCUCCAGAGCCACAGGCUCCACAUCCAACAGCUGACCUAUGAGUUCCUCCAGUCUCCAGAGCCAGGCUCCACAUCCAACAUCUGACCUAUGAGUUCCUCCAGUCUCCAGAGCCAGGCUCCACAUCCAACAGCUGACCUAUGAGUUCCUCCAGUCUCCAGAGCCAGGCUCCACAUCCAACAGCUGAACUAUGAGUUCCUCCAGUCUCCAGAGCCAGGCUCCACAUCCAACAGCUGACCUAUGAGUUCCUCCAGUCUCCAGAGCCAGGCUCCAAAUCCAACAGCUGACCUAUGAGUUCCUCCAGUCUCCAGAGCCAGGCUCCACAUCCAACAGCUGACCUAUGAGUUCCUCCAGUCUCCAGAGCCAGGCUCCACAUCCAACAGCUGACCUAUGAGUUCCUCCAGUCUCCAGAGCCAGGCUCCACAUCCAACAUCUGACCUAUGAGUUCCUCCAGUCUCCAGAGCCAGGCUCCACAUCCAACAGCUGACCUAUGAGUUCCUCCAGGCUCCACAUCCAACAUCUGACCUAUGAGUUCCUCCAGUCUCCAGAGCCAGGCUCCACAUCCAACAGCUGACCUAUGAGUUCCUCCAGUCUCCAGAGCCAGGCUCCACAUCCAACAGCUGACCUAUGAGUUCCUCCAGUCUCCAGAGCCAGGCUCCACAUCCAACAGCUGACCUAUGAGUUCCUCCAGUCUCCAGAGCCAGGCUCCACAUCCAACAGCUGACCUAUGAGUUCCUCCAGUCUCCAGAGCCAGGCUCCACAUCCAACAGCUGACCUAUGAGUUCCUCCAGUCCCCAGAGCCAGGCUCCACAUCCAACAGCUGACCUAUGAGUUCCUCCAGUCUCCAGAGCCAGGCUCCACAUCCAACAGCUGACCUAUGAGUUCCUCCAGUCUCCAGAGCCAGGCUCCACAUCCAACAUCUGACCUAUGAGUUCCUCCAGUCUCCAGAGCCAGGCUCCACAUCCAACAUCUGACCUAUGAGUUCCUCCAGUCCCCAGAGCCAGGCUCCACAUCCAACAUCUGACCUAUGAGUUCCUCCAGUCCCCAGAGCCAGGCUCCACAUCCAACAUCUGACCUAUGAGUUCCUCCAGUCUCCAGAGCCAGGUUCCACAUCCAACAGCUGACCUAUGAGUUCCUCCAGUCUCCAGAGCCAGGCUCCACAUCCAACAUCUAACCUAUGAGUUCCUCCAGUCUCCAGAGCCAGGCUCCACAUCCAACAGCUGACCUAUGAGUUCCUCCAGGCUCCACAUCCAACAGCUGACCUAUGAGUUCCUCCAGUCUCCAGAGCCAGGCUCCACAUCCAACAGCUGACCUAUGAGUUCCUCCAGUCUCCAGAGCCAGGCUCCACAUCCAACAUCUGACCUAUGAGUUCCUCCAGUCUCCAGAGCCAGGCUCCAAAUCCAACAGCUGACCUAUGAGUUCCUCCAGUCUCCAGAGCCAGGCUCCACAUCCAACAGCUGACCUAUGAGUUCCUCCAGUCUCCAGAGCCAGGCUCCACAUCCAACAUCUGACCUAUGAGUUCCUCCAGUCUCCAGAGCCAGGCUCCAAAUCCAACAGCUGACCUAUGAGUUCCUCCAGUCUCCAGAGCCAGGCUCCACAUCCAACAUCUGACCUAUGAGUUCCUCCAGUCUCCAGAGCCAGGUUCCACAUCCAACAGCUGACCUAUGAGUUCCUCCAGUCUCCAGAGCCAGGCUCCACAUCCAACAUCUGACCUAUGAGUUCCUCCAGUCUCCAGAGCCAGGCUCCAAAUCCAACAGCUGACCUAUGAGUUCCUCCAGUCUCCAGAGCCAGGCUCCACAUCCAACAUCUGACCUAUGAGUUCCUCCAGUCUCCAGAGCCAGGCUCCACAUCCAACAUCUGACCUAUGAGUUCCUCCAGUCUCCAGAGCCAGGCUCCACAUCCAACAUCUGACCUAUGAGUUCCUCCAGUCUCCAGAGCCAGGUUCCACAUCCAACAGCUGACCUAUGAGUUCCUCCAGUCUCCAGAGCCAGGCUCCACAUCCAACAUCUGACCCACACACUGGCAAGUUGCCUCUAACUGGGGUAGCUCUGGUCACAAUACCAGUAUCACUAUACUAUGAUACUCAACUUUCCAAGGCAAAAAAGGAAACAAAACUUUUAACUCUUUAAAAACAUUCUUUAUCUAAAAUAUUGUUUUCUGUAGCUUGAAAAACAAACACAUGUGUCUCUGGUGUAUCCAACAUUAAGACUUCUGAGUAUUGCCAUACUGUUAUUGAGAAACUACUAGGGAGAUGGUAGAAGAUGCCUCUAACUACUGGUCUGGGGUCAGGCAUUGUUUGAUGGGUAAUCUGAUCCUAGAUCUGUGGCUUAGAGGAAACUUCUACUCAGAGCUGAUCUGACGUCCUGUAUUGAACCACACUGGUUGUUUUGUUGUCUGACUCUGUGCUCUCAACACACCCGGGGACAACGAGAGAGAACCUCAGACAUGUUGUGGAAGGUCAUCAUGAUUGUACAGAUUAUUUGUAUGUGUGUUAUACUUCAGAGAAUAAAGUCACCACGGGUUGUGUUUUUACACAGUA
This is a messenger RNA of Oncorhynchus masou masou (cherry salmon), 4915 nucleotides long. Its product is annotated as bromodomain-containing protein 9-like. The transcript has 17 exons. The record is from RefSeq and is a predicted model, not a curated record. Gene Ontology annotation, cellular component: nucleus. Gene Ontology annotation, biological process: regulation of transcription by RNA polymerase II. Bases 105 to 2174 code for a protein of 689 amino acids. Lineage: Eukaryota; Metazoa; Chordata; Actinopteri; Salmoniformes; Salmonidae.